AUGGGUUUUCAAGUUGGAGUUUUGUUGGUAACGCUGCUCGUUGGGAGCUUAGCGGUUCCGACACCAAAGGAUGACUUCUCCGACUUAUUCAUCCAUACGGACCCCAACGCCCGCAUUGUGGGUGGAAGUCCAGCCGCCGAAGGCAGUGUGCCCUACAUGGUGGCCAUGUCCAGUGGAUUCCUUCUGAGAAGUUUCAUGUGUGGGGGUUCCCUGAUCAGCACAAGGCAUGUGCUGACGGCCGCUCACUGCAUCGCAGCUGUAUAUUCUUUUGGUUCCCUCAGCAGUUCUCUGCGGGUAACAGUCGGCACUAACCGCUGGAAUACGGGCGGCACAUCCUAUACAAUUUCGCGCAACGUUACCCACCCCAACUACGCGGCUUCCACUAUCAAGAACGAUAUCGGAGUGCUGGUCGUGUCCUCUGACGUGGCGCUGUCCAGCACUGUGCAGCUUGUGCCCCUGAGCUCCGAUUUCAUCGGCGAAGGUGUUUUAUCUAAAGCCGCUGGAUGGGGAAGAAUUAGACAAAAUGGUGCCCUGUCGUCUGUUCUGUUGGAACUAUUUCCUACGACGAUUAGCGGACAGCGUUGCCAGGAAGACGUGGCACGCCGUGGCUUGGAGCUGAACAUGCGGGUGCCUCCGGUGGAGCCACAAAUUGAGCUCUGCGUGUUCCACUCAGCUGGACACGGCAUGUGCAAUGGUGACAGUGGAAGCGCACUGGUGCGUGCAGACAACGGUCAGCAGAUUGGUAUAGUUUCUUGGGGAUUACCAUGUGCCCGUGACGCCCCCGACAUGUUCGUACGUGUCAGCGCUUACAUUAAUUGGAUCAUACAAGCUAUUUCAUAA
Molecule: messenger RNA, 840 nt
Organism: Parnassius apollo (apollo)
Lineage: Eukaryota; Metazoa; Arthropoda; Insecta; Lepidoptera; Papilionidae
Source: the annotation of a GenBank genome assembly